UGCUGCGAGCCGUCAGUCGGAAUCGGGAUUUCGCAUAGUUCGGACCGUCCGAGGGAGCGCGAUUCUCGAGUCUGUCAAGUCAGUCGGCCGACACGCACGUGGUGCUCGUGACGUUCGACGCGCACACACACGCAUAUACGCGAGUGCAUACACACGACGAAUACGAUUGAGUGGCGGCGCCGGGUGGUGGAGGAAGAGGAGGAGAAAGACAUCGCGAGAGACCCGUGAAAGGCUCUCAGCCGGCGACUUCUCGUCCUGACGCGAUGGCGUGAGGAGUAUUUUGACAGGGUGAAGCGCCAGGAGGCCAGCUAACACGUGUCCACGGCGGCAGAAGCAACGGCAAGAAAUACGUGUUCAUGGUGCGAGAGGUAUUAUGGGGAAAUCUUCAGGCUCCGACGUGCAGAUAUCCUGCAACUAACGGACGUUCUACUUCCUGAGCAGUGACGGAAACGCGGAAAGGUGAAGGAAAAAGUGUGCACAGGCUGUUUACGAGGAUCGUCAUUUGUGGCCGUGACUAUUGUUAUCGGACAGCCGCCCUGACGAAUCAAUAAAUUCCCGAGGAAACCGGAGAGAAAUUAGAUUGCCGUUUGAUCGGCCAUUGUACGUCCGGCCGCUCGAUUCUCAAGCUAUCGAGUGGCGGCACGUUCUCCGGACAUUCGUGUUACCAGAGGAAGAAGAAGAAGAAACAUUAUUAGCUGAAGAAGAGACAAAGAAACGGAGACAUGGCACACGAGAACGGGAUAAACGGUGUGGACACCGACUCGGAGACGGUGGAAUUGAAUCCUUUGAGGAGAACCAGAUUUCACGUGAACCGAGUCGACAGUCUCGAAGGACGGGCGAGUCUUCUAGGCGAGCAGGAGACGAAGAAGUCUCUCAGGCACAUGACCAGGGAAGCCUUGCCCAGGUUAGACAACUACAGGAACAUCAUGAGCAUCCAAGCAGCUCACAGACCUUCCUUAGACGAGCUGCACAAUCCCACUCUUCUCAACAAGGGUUCGGGCUCACACACUUUGACCAUCCCACACAUGAAGUCCACGCCGGCUAGAGUGAAGUUCGGAUGGAUCCAAGGGGUACUGAUGCGAUGCCUCCUCAACAUCUGGGGUGUGAUGCUCUUCUUGCGACUCUCUUGGGUCGUAGCGCAGACCGGAGUCGGCCAAGCUAUUUUAUUGAUCCUCACGACGACGGUAGUCACGACGAUCACGUCUUUGUCGAUGUCGGCUAUCAGCACGAACGGUCUCAUCAAAGGAGGUGGAACAUAUUACAUGAUUUCCAGAUCAUUAGGGCCCGAGUUCGGUGGCUCCAUAGGCCUCAUCUUUUCCUUGGCGAAUGCCGUUGCCUGCUCUAUGUAUGUGGUCGGCUUUUGCGAAAGCAUGGUGGACUGUCUCAAGUCCUACAGCAUCUGCAUAAACGACUGUCACACCAACGACAUCAGGAUCAUAGGUUGCAUAACGAUCGUCGUGCUCCUACUGAUCGUGAUAGUGGGCCUGGAGUGGGAGGCGAAGGCCCAGAUAGGCUUACUGAUAAUUCUCCUCGUGGCUAUUGCCGACUUCAUGAUCGGCACUUUCGUCGGUCCCAAGAGCGAGGUGGAGAGGGCUAAAGGUUUCAUCGGGUACAACGGGGCAUUAUUCAAGGAGAAUUUGUAUCCGGACUACAGGUACAAAGACGGCAAAGACGUGAAACAUAAUUUUUUUUCAGUCUUGGCCAUCUUCUUCCCAGCGGCAACAGGUAUCCUGGCAGGUGCGAAUAUAUCCGGUGACUUGAAGGAUCCGCAAACGGCGAUACCGAAGGGUACGUUGCUGGCGAUACUCUUGACGUCGCUGUCGUACUUGAUAAUGGCGCUUAUGGUUGGAGCUACUGUGAUGCGAGACGCAACCGGCAAUAUUACCGAUCUGUGGACGAUGUAUAACAGUACUCUUACGACUCUGCUUGACGCAGACAACGAUACCUCGAUCGAAAACAGCACGGUUCCCGCAGACGAGGUCGUCAAUCGCACCUGGAGCAUAUACGGGACGGAUUUUAACUGCACUGCAGGAUGUAAAUACGGCAGCCAAAACAGCGCCGAGGUGAUCCAAUUGGUUUCCGGCUUCGGCCCGUUCAUCUAUGCCGGUUGCUUCGCCGCAACGCUCUCAAGUGCCUUAGCAUCGCUGGUCUCGGCGCCGAAGGUAUUCCAAGCGCUGUGUCUUGACAAACUGUAUCCGGGAAUUGCGUGGUUUAGCGGCGAUAAAGAUAAGGAGCCGAUUCGUGGUUAUUUCCUCACUUUCGUCAUCGCUGUCGCUUUCAUCCUGAUCGGUGAAUUGGACGCGAUUGCACCGCUCAUCUCCAAUUUCUUCCUGGCUGCGUACACUCUCAUCAAUUUCAGCACCUUCCACGCUUCUCUGGCCAAGCCGAUCGGAUGGAGACCGACCUUCAAGUAUUACAACAUGUGGCUCAGUCUCGCCGGUGCUAUCCUCUGCGUUUCUGUGAUGUUCCUGAUCUCAUGGUGGACGGCUUUGAUAACGUUAUGCGUAGUUUUAGCGCUGUAUUUAAUAGUACAAUACAGGAAACCCGAUGUGAAUUGGGGGUCGACCACGCAAGCCCAGACAUACAAUAACGCGUUGACCGCCGUGCAGCAGCUGGACCGGGUGGAGGAGCACGUGAAAAAUUACAAGCCGCAGCUCCUGGUGCUCACCGGCGCGCCCAACGCGAGAUCGUCGCUCGUUGACUUCGCUCAUCAUAUCACCAAACAUCAGAGCUUAUUUAUUUGCGCCCACAUCAUCGAGACGCCCAUAUCGUACAAAACGCGCAGUAGUAUGGUGGCGAACUGCACCUCCUGGUUCAGGGCGAACAAAGUCAAGGCGUUCUACUCGCUGGUGGACGGCGCGAGCUUCCAAGACGGUGCUACUUCUCUCUUGCAGGCCGCCGGACUGGGCAAAAUGAGACCCAACAUCCUGCUGAUGGGCUACAAGCAAGACUGGGCUUCCUGUCCUCGGGAGAACCUGAAUAUGUACUUUAACGUCAUGCACAAAGCUCUGGAUAUGCACGUUGCGGUGGCGCUUCUGCGGAUUCAGGACGGCUUGGAUUCUAGCACGGCUGUCGGGGACGUCGAGGACUCGAAGAAAUUAGCGCCUACGUCGAUACCGGGCAAUCAGAGUUUCUCGCAGCUCAGCCAAGCUAGCAGCACUUCGGAUAUAUCAAUACCCGGCAGUCCCGCGCCAAGGCGUUCGAAGACGAUCAACGAGUACCCGAAUGCGUCGUCCGAAGAACAGCGCGAAACUCGACCGAACAUAGUGCCGAUCGCGAAAGACAUACUCAACGUAGUAACCAAGUUCCAACGAAAGCAUAAGAAGGGCACUAUCGACGUAUGGUGGCUGUACGACGACGGCGGCCUGACGCUCUUGUUGCCUUACAUCAUCAGCACCAGGCGUAAUUGGUCGAACAGCAAAUUGAGGGUCUUCGCUCUUGCCAACAAGAAUUCUGAAUUAGAGUACGAGCAGAGAAACAUGGCGAGUCUUCUGUCGAAAUUCCGAAUCGACUAUUCCGCCCUGAAGGUGAUACCGGAUGUCUCGAAACCGGCGCAAGCCAGCACGAAAACGUUCUUCGACUCGUUGAUAGCGGAUUUCCAGCAGUCGACGAAUUCGAAAAAUUCUGAGGACGAAAUUAAAGAUUCCGAACUCAUGGCGAUGAAGGAGAAAACUAACAGACACCUCCGCUUGCGAGAGCUGCUGCUGGAGAAUUCCAUGGAGGCUAACUUGGUCGUUAUGACACUACCGAUGCCACGGAAAGGUGCUGUAUCAGCGCCCCUUUACAUGGCCUGGUUAGAGACGCUGACACGCGAUAUGCCGCCAUUCCUACUGGUCCGGGGUAACCACACGUCGGUUUUAACGUUUUAUUCAUAAUGACGUGAGAAACGGAUGGGCGGAGAAAUAAAAUAACGAGAAGCACGCAAAGAUACAUACGAAUGGCUGACGAUAACAAGCAGUGUGCCGCAGUGUGCCGCAGUAUUACAAUCGAAAAGACUACUACUGAUCAUCUGUAUACGCGGAAAACUGGCUCGACUAUUCGCAGAACGAAACAGAACGAAAGAUCCGGUGAUAUAUCUUUUCAAUGCGCUGUUGCGAAUAUGCCUUUCAUUAUGCGCGAGCAAAUGCUAAGCUUGUGAAGUGAACCGCCGCUGAAGAAUGUGUGCCUACGAUAAGCAAUCUUCAUAUCUGAAAAUAUUCGGACACAUUACAGCAGAAGACUGUAUUAUUUUUUUAACAUUUAAGUAGGAUGUAACUCGAUUUUGAAGGAACUUCGACGUGAAUCUCUACGAUAUAUAUAAAAAGAGCAAUUAUACUUUAUGAAUACUUAAAAUAAACGAUGAUAAGAGCUCUAAGUGACAACUGCAAUCCGUAGCAUUAAUUUUAUUCGUUCGUCGCGCAACAGUAUCUUCCCCUCGUGUAAAUGUUUCACCUUAAAUAUAUUUUAUAUGUGGAAGCAUCCGAAAAGUUUCUAGGGAAACGAUUUUAUUAUUAAUUUCAAAAGAUCGACCGCGAUACUUUUCUAUGGCCAGUAUUCAUAGUCGGAUCUUAUCUUAAGUUCAAGACCGUUUUAAGUUCAUUUACAGAUACUGUACGGCUCAUUUCAUUGGCUACAAAACUCUGAACUUAAGACGACCUUAAAUAUAAAAUUUGACUAUAAAUACCGGCUUAAGUUGAUACACUCAAGAACAAGUUCUGCAUUUUCUUUUGUUAAAAAAAUUCUGUAUUUCCAUGUGAAUAUAUUCUUGUAUAUGUAAGUUCGACGAUCCUUGAAUAUAAAGGACCGAUGUCCAAUAUAUAUUUUCCUAUAAAUAUUGCACUGAAACUAACGGUAAAAUUAAAAGAUUCAUCCAUUUUUCUCAUUAAUCUUGUAAUCUUAAUAUAAUGUUUGUUACAAAAGCGGCUUCACAUCCGUCAUCACGUUUCAUCGUGAAAAAUAGUAUAAAAACUAAACGUCGACGCUUAAAAUGCAGAUAGAACACAUACAGAAGUAACAGCACUACAGAGAAUAUUACAGCUAAGGGAUUGCUACGUUGUUAUUGUAUAAAAUUCGCCAUAGCAACGCUUUUAGCGUUAAUGUAGGGAGAGAUCUCUCUUUGUCUCCUAUUCUAUAUUAUAUAUAUAUAUCUUUCAAAUCUUUACUACGAUACACUCUCUUGAUCGUAUCGUGAUCCAAGAACAGUCCAAGCGUGUUACACAGCGUCUCGUACGUGUAUUAAAUUUUUAUCGUACAGAAAUUUUGCGCUCCUCGAUUUCUGCUUAAACUUUUAAUUGCGUAACUUCGUUAUAACGUGUGACACCACAAUAACAACUAUCAGUGCUCUUACAUAUGAGUAACGUUCCGAUACAUUAUUAGGUGAUAGAUAUUUAUUUGAAUGUUUUUCGUGAACACGUUUCAGACUAGUUGCAGUAGAUGCAUUGCAGGAGUCGGAAUACUGAUAGUCUACCAUCAUAAUCUCUUCCUAAUUGCGUAAGGAUUUUACAAGUUAUGAACGAUCUAUCACUGUAGAAAGAUAUCGGUGCAUUCUUAAUUAUAUAGUUUGAAUUACAAGUUAAUUUUGAUUCAGUUCUGCAUUGUUGACAAAAUAAUCAAUAUUCCAACCCCUUAAAUAUGUGUAUAUAUCUAUAUAUGAAUAUAUUUAUAUAAAAUUGAAUUUGUGCCAUAUCAUGGUAUGUGCCCUAAUUGUAAAGUUCAAUCACGUCGAAGAGAUUACGGUAUGUAAAUGUAGCCUUGCAUUAUAAUAUAUUUUUUGGAAUAUCGCAAGAGAAAAGAAUAGCUGCGUAGAUAUAUAAACAA
Messenger RNA from Dinoponera quadriceps, 5796 nucleotides. RefSeq names its product bumetanide-sensitive sodium-(potassium)-chloride cotransporter (gene Ncc69). Gene Ontology annotation, molecular function: sodium:potassium:chloride symporter activity. The record is from RefSeq and is a predicted model, not a curated record. The transcript has 18 exons. NCBI's taxonomy places the organism in Eukaryota, Metazoa, Arthropoda, Insecta, Hymenoptera, Formicidae. Gene Ontology annotation, biological process: chloride transmembrane transport; potassium ion homeostasis; sodium ion transmembrane transport. Gene Ontology annotation, cellular component: membrane. The coding region runs from base 723 to 3875 and encodes 1050 amino acids.